Molecule: messenger RNA, 2126 nt
Organism: Prorocentrum cordatum
Lineage: Eukaryota; Dinophyceae; Prorocentrales; Prorocentraceae
Source: the annotation of a GenBank genome assembly
GGACGCCGGGCGCGCUCGCGAGGGCGAGGGCGCCGCUGCCAGCCUCGGCGCGGCGUCGCCAGGCACCCGGCGGGGCGCCUCGGCCGAGCCGCCGGGCUCCGAACGGCCACUAAGCAAAACGCCGGCGGCCGCUGUGGCGGUGGAGGGGAGCGCCGAGCGGCCGUCGACCAAGGCGCCCGGGGCGACGCGGCACCCACGCCGGCACCUUGGCAAGGGGAGCCGCGACGACAGUUUCUUGUCCACGAUCACGGAGAGCAGCGAGUCUUCCUCGACGAACACUGGGGAUUCCAAGGUGAUGGCACACGACGGCAGCCGCAUCGAGGUGUUCUCGGAGGCCGACAGGCACGAGGCCUCUGGCGGGGUGCUCGCAGACUUCCGCCAGCUCUCCGCGGAGGUGGGCGAGCAGAUGCAGCAGCGGCUUCGGACGUGGGGCUGGGAGAAGCCGCUGGCCAUGCAGCGGCGCGUGCUGCCGCUGGUGAUGGGCAUCCUGCGGCAGGACGAGCAGAAGAGUUUCGUCACCGUCCAAGGCGCGCCGCAGUGCGGCAAGACGUCGGCGCUGGUCCUGGGGCUGCUCGGGGCGAUCGGGAUCCAGGGCCCUCCCGGGCUGCGGGCCGUGGUGCUGUCCACGAGCACGUCGGGUGACUUCAGGAAGUAUUUCGGCAUAUGCGGCGACAUCCACCCCGCGCGGCUCGCCUGCUUCAAUGGUGGCGGCCGCCGUGUCACCUUCGAGGGCCUGCCUCCAGAGCCCGACGAGGCCCUGAAGGGCACGGACCCUGUGGAGGACCUUCGCCAGCUCUCCGCCACGCUGGGCGCCGGAGAGGCGCCCGCAGUGCUGUUCGGGCACCCGGCGAGGCUGCUGCCGCUGCUACGGGAGGCGCCCUCGUGGGGCGUGGACCUGAGCGGCAUCCAGAUUUUGGCGCUGGACGACGCCGAGGAGACGAUACGGCUGGGUUUCAUGGACGAGGUGUGCGAGGUGUGCACGAUCCUGCGCCACUUCUCCCGGCAGAGGCUGCGUCACGUGGUGCUUUCCGAGGUGCUGACCCACGAGGCCAAGUCGAUGGUCCGCUGCCUGCGGAACUCCCUGUUGCGCCAGCAGAACCUUUUCGGCAUCAGGGCGCACCUGACGCAGGCGCGCGCACGCAGCGUGAACCACUACUACGCCGUCGCGCCCCGCGCCCGGUGGCCCGUAGCCCUGGCGGCGCUGCACCACACGCUGGCGCUACCCAGCGGCAUCAUCUUCGACGACGAGUCGCCCGAGGAGCGCGCCAGCGCCUGUGCGGCGCUGCGGGGGCAGGCGAUCACGGCCUCCGUGUGGAACGCGCUGCAGGAGCAGGGGUCCGGCGCCCGCGCCGCCGCACGGGAUGGCCGCGCCAGCGUGGCCCGCGGGCCGGCGUUCCACAUCAUGCCCUCGGACCGCAGGGGCGAAUUUGUGGACCUUCCUCAGGUCCGCUGCGUGCUUCACUUCGAGGUGCCCCGCCGCGAGCUGAGCCUCUACGGACUGCGGCUCAUGUGCCUGGAGCAGGGCGGCGAGGGGCGCGGGUCCCGGCACAAGGGCGGCACCGUCUCCGUUCUCUUCGUCGAGGAGGCAGGGGUAGUGAGGGAGCUGGAGAAGACGUUCGGCGUUCAGAUGCAGGAGGUGCCGACUGAGAUGCUCGUGAGCGGUAGGUUGUGAAGCCGGUAGGUCUUUUGCGACCCGUGUUUUGGGUGGCCCACCCUGACUCAGCAGAUCAGCGUUGUGCUUCAUCAUCAUUCCUCUCUUCGCUCUUCUCCUCCCCGUCGUCCACAUCACCCUGCCGUUCGACCCGCCGGACGGCUCGCCCCCCCCUGCCGGUCUCUUCCCAAAGUUUUUUAUCAUUCGUGCCGUUUUUUGAUGUUCCAUGUUGUCGGCCCGCGCCGCGCCCGCCUCUCCGCACCGUCAGCGGGCGCGGCGCCCGAUGCCUGGCUCCGACCCCUGCUGCCCGACUGGCGGCCUCCCGAAGCCCGGAGAUCGCCUCGAAGAGCAGGACAACAGCGCCUCCUCCUCCCCGCAAUCCCCCCGUCCGUCGCCCGCACUCCUCAUCCUCCCUUCUCCUCAUUUUCGCCCCUGCUCCUCCUUCCUGCCUCCGCCUUCUCGUCCUUCCUCUUCC